CCUCGUAAGGCGGAAGCGCAGGUGCAGCUCCGAAGCUAACAGUGCGAACAUCACAACAAGCGUAGUUACGUGAUUGUCCGAGAGACUUUCAUAUCGUCUUUUUCGGGCAACAUUUGGUCAGGCUGGACCCAACAUGACUCUGAACCAGAACCAUUCGGAGUCGGGCGGAGUUAUCGUCAACAACAGCGAAAGUGUGCUCAUGAACUAUGACCAUGUGGAGCUGGUCUUCAGUGAUGCUGACGGUCUCCCUGAGGCUUUCAGAAAGAGCAAGAAAGGAAGCGUUUACCUGACUCCAUACAGGGUGAUCUUCGUGGCCAAAGGUCGUGAUGCGCUGCGCUCUUUUAUGAUGCCUUUCUACCUACUGAAGGGUUGUGAAGUGAAGCAACCAGUCCUGGGGGCCAAUUAUAUCAAAGGCACCAUCAACGCAGAGCCAGGAGGUGGCUGGGAGGGCAGUUCCAAUUUCAAGCUGAUCUUCACUGCAGGAGGGGCCAUUGAGUUCGGCCAGCACAUGCUGCAGGUUGCUUCUCAGAUGUCCAAAGGUCAGCCAGUGACAGCCGGCUUUGGAGGCUGUCCCUACAUGGCCAACGGGGCCUAUGCCUACCCUCCUCCUCCCUCCAAUGGCAUGUACCCUGGUGGACCACCACCUGGUUACUCCUAUGCCAACCCUCCCCCAGCAGAUGGCUUCUACCCGCCACCCAUGUUUGACGCCUCAGCUGCCUACAUGCCUCCACCUCCCUAUUCCGCUCCUCUUGGCCAGCAGCCCCCACAUGACCCAGACCUCCCCUCUUCAGCUGCAGCGGAGGCCAAAGCUGCAGAGGCAGCUGCUAGUGCAACUGCUGCCACGUUACCACCUACGCACGUGUAUCUGCCGGAGGACAAACCCCCUCCAUAUUCUCCGCCUGAGGACAAGAAGAACCAGUAAACUGGCAACUGUCGUCUUGUGGGCAUCUUCUCUGAUCUCCUCCUGCUAACCAGAGACCACUCAUCUUUGUUGGUUUGGUUUGAAUCCUUUUUCAAACCAACUUUAUCCGGUAUAUUUAUCAUCAUGAUAGACUGUCUCAGCAUCCAUCGUCUUGCAAACAUUAGUUUAACAUUUGUAGCGACGUAGCUGAGCUAAACGUAGUGUAUUAUUUUUCUAUCAUUUGAGUGUACAGAUUCUAAUAUAUAUUGGUAAAUAUAUGAAGAAAUACUUUAAUAUUUUGUCAACAUGGCGAGAAAAGACAAAGCUUUUGUAACCAUGUCUGCCUGAGAUUAGAGCGUUGACUGCAUGAUCCUGGAUUAGAGGCGGGAGCGAGAAGGAUUAGCUUUUCUAACAUGCAAUUGCAUAACACUUGUGAUGUCACACAAGCAAUGGUUUAUGACAGUGUGGUCAGGGGCCUGCAGAAUGGACCACCUAACUGUGGUACUGUGUGCUACCAAGUGAAUUCAGCUAGUGAUUUUUCAAACGUGGACCAAGUCAGUUACCAAACUAAAACAAGUUUAUGCACCAUUUAACAUGUUGACUUUGUUUUGACACAACUAUCUUUUGUGUGUCUUUCAAUGACACUGGUUUUCAUGUCUUUACUUUUUAUUGUUGAAGGUGUUCCUGAGUUCAUUGUCACUUUUAGCUUUUUGGAAUUAGCCUGGAUGUCCUCUGUGUCCUCACUGUCAUGCCUCAGAUUUUAGAGGGCUCGCUGUCUACCGUUACGGGAAGUGGACCCCAAACCUCCUAUUCCUUCACUAAUCUGUAAUCUGUCUUUGCACUGUCAGAAUGCUGCAGCAUCCAUUUCCUCUGUGUGCAGAAUAAUCUGGAAAACCGACAGCACGAACUCAACUAAUGCAUGUGUGGGUUUCAUUAAACGCUGAUAGUGAACUCGUGUCUAUUUCUUGUGUCCGUGAAGAAAAACAGCUGACUUGUCAGAAGGUGAUUUAAUGUCACUCACUGUCAUCCAGUCAGGAUCGUAGGAAUCCACAUUUCCCAGACAAAUGCAUCACAACACACGCAAAAGUGCAUCUUCAUAUUCCAAACAAUACAUCAGAAAACAUUGACACAACGACAUGAUAAAUACAUAAAUAAUAAAUAAAAGAUUCCAUUCUCACUUCUUGGACAUGAUCUCAGCAAAUGUGUGCAUCAAUGUAAUGACAAUUCAAUAAUAGUAACAGCUUGUCUUAAAUUUUCAUCUUGUACUUUUGACCGUCUUUAUUUGGAUCCCAUUAUUUUU
Molecule: messenger RNA, 2201 nt
Organism: Synchiropus splendidus (mandarinfish)
Lineage: Eukaryota; Metazoa; Chordata; Actinopteri; Syngnathiformes; Callionymidae
Gene: wbp2
Product: WW domain binding protein 2
Exons: 8
Coding region: 134-922 (262 amino acids)
Biological process (GO): positive regulation of DNA-templated transcription
Cellular component (GO): nucleus
Molecular function (GO): chromatin DNA binding; transcription coactivator activity
Source: RefSeq, a predicted model, not a curated record